AUGUCCCUCUCCCAAAUCGCCUACAUCCUCGCAACCCUCACUGCAGGCGGCGGCAGCAUCGGAUACCUCCGCGCCGGCUCCGUCCCCUCCCUCGCAGCCGGCUGCACCGUCGGCGCCCUCUACGCACUCGGCGGCUACCGUAUCCAGAACCGACAGAGCUAUGGCUCGGAAAUAGCGCUGCUGGCGAGCGUGGUGCUGGCGGGGAGCAGCUUUCCACGGGCGCUGAAGACGCAGAAGCCGCUGCCGAUUGGGCUGAGCAUUGUGGCUGGGUUUGGCCUGUUCAGGUUCGGGGAUGCUGUGUUGAAUGGGAGGACGUGA
Messenger RNA from Saxophila tyrrhenica, 318 nucleotides. RefSeq lists its product as uncharacterized. Lineage: Eukaryota; Fungi; Ascomycota; Dothideomycetes; Mycosphaerellales; Extremaceae. The record is from RefSeq and is a predicted model, not a curated record. The transcript has 2 exons. Gene Ontology annotation, cellular component: membrane. Bases 1 to 318 code for a protein of 105 amino acids.